AUGGUCAAGCUCACCGAGGUCGAAGACGAACAUUUCACAUCCGAGAAGCCUACUCCUACCCAGAAGGAUUCGCUUAUUACAUCGGAUAAUGAAGAAGACGAUGAUUUCACUGACACCGAAUCCGAAAUCUCCGUCGAAUCAGCCGCCGAAAUCGAAAGCGAGAAUCUGUACGAGCGCAUCAUUGCCCUGAAGGACAUCAUCCCACCGCACUCUCGCCGCCGCAUCGCCGGCACUGUCACCGGCAUCACAGACUUCACAAAGUCGACUUUCUCAUUCAGCGGCAAGGCUCUAUGGGUUAUCAGCACGAGUGCCUUUUUGCUCGGUGUACCUUGGGCUCUUGCAUUUGCCGAGGAGGAACAGUAUGCGCAGAUGGAGAAGGAGCAGGGAAUGAUGAAGGGUGCUAACGAGAUGCUCACCCCUGGUGUUGACGCUGCUGCUGCUGCUCUUGGCGGUAUCCAGGAGAAGCAGUCGCAACCUGCUCUGUGA
Molecule: messenger RNA, 486 nt
Organism: Talaromyces rugulosus
Lineage: Eukaryota; Fungi; Ascomycota; Eurotiomycetes; Eurotiales; Trichocomaceae
Exons: 3
Coding region: 1-486 (161 amino acids)
Biological process (GO): intracellular protein transport
Cellular component (GO): mitochondrial outer membrane
Source: RefSeq, a predicted model, not a curated record